AAACGCAAUUAUAAUGUCAGGAUUUUCAAAACCUGCCGUUUUCGAGGAUAAGUGGGGAGUUUACAACAUACCAACAUCCUACUGUAACAUGAGACAUCGUAAAUUAGAAAACUGGUUUAUUGAUGAACAUAAAAAGAUUUUCAAUAUCACUUCGGAAACAUCAGAACUACCUAGAGAAGAGAACUGUUUGCUGUUUGGAGUUAAAAUUGGAGGUGCCGGACUACUCCUUGGGAUUCUAUCAACAUCUUUUGCUUGCCUUCUCCUUAAUCGAUGUAAAAUGAAUCACAGAAAUGGAGAGAUAAUGUUUUAUUCAAAACAAAAUGACAAUAUGUUGUCUGAGACAGAACUGGAUUUUGCAUUCUGUUCGAAAGAGGGAGAAACCAUGUAUCAUCAUAUUUCAGACAGCCUGAGUCCAUUAAUGGUGGAAACAAUCCAGGGUGGUGCUGUUAUUGAUACAUGUGAUGACACACGACAGCAGCGUUGUAGUGAAAGUCCCAAAAGCAGUUCAAGUGCGUUCACAAACGUACACGUAUCAUCCUCAUUAUCAGUAAAACAUGCAGAGAAAAGGACAAGUGAGUCAAUUAAAAGUGAUAGACCUCAAUUCUAUCACACCUUAUCAAGGGAUUACAAGGACAAUUCAAGUAGUCAGGAUUUUCAGCCCUGCAGACAAAAUAGUUCCACAGAGAGCAAAAAGGAUAGCAAUCUUUAAUGUGAAUUUGUCAUGUAAAGUAUCUAAUGAUCACUGUACACGUAUGAAGCCCUAUAUGUAAAAAUCUUAUACAGAACUACCUUAAUGGACUUUUGCGAGGAACGCUUACUUUUACAGUUUAUGGAUUUUUUUUUCACUGGGGCAAUGUACGGAAGCUCUUUUUCGAUAUAAAUACUUAAUUCAACAAAAUAUAACGCGUUAUGCAGCAAUAUACCUUUAUCACCUGCAUACGGUGUUAAUAUUUCUCACUUUAUUCGAUACGGGAGAGCUUGCUGUAUGUAUGAACAAUUUUCAAAAUUAUCUUUGAGGAAAACGACAACAAUCUAUAUCUUCAGAUAAGUCCCCCUUACAACAUACCUUUUACCACUAGAAAGGUUUUCUGAUCUAUUAUCAAUUCUGUAAGUCAUUACUUCUCGAAAAAGUCCGAUAGUUGAACUUAUAUCAAAUUUGAUGCCGAUCACAUUUCCCACAGAGAAUGUACCCCAGAUAUAUCUCACUUUAAAAAGUGAGCAAAAAGGCACUGAAAAAUUAAUAACUAAAGAAAGAGACUUGUCAUGUUAAGAACAUUUGUUUUAAUGGUGCAAA
Saccostrea cuccullata (small rock oyster) is the source of this 1294-nucleotide messenger RNA. RefSeq lists its product as uncharacterized. Lineage: Eukaryota; Metazoa; Mollusca; Bivalvia; Ostreida; Ostreidae. The record is from RefSeq and is a predicted model, not a curated record. The transcript has 4 exons. Bases 14 to 709 code for a protein of 231 amino acids.